Molecule: messenger RNA, 1096 nt
Organism: Cuscuta epithymum
Lineage: Eukaryota; Viridiplantae; Streptophyta; Magnoliopsida; Solanales; Convolvulaceae
Source: the annotation of a GenBank genome assembly
UGGAUGGCUGGAUAUAUGUCUUCCUUUCUCUCCCCAUUCAACUCCUAUUUAAUUUUUGGCAACCACCUUCUUCAAUUCGGACCGGAAGCCGGCGAGGCGGCGAGCUCUCCUCUCCGGCGUUUCCCGGUCAUGUCUUCCAUUCCGGGCUAGCCAGCUGGGUAAUCGCACAAAUAAGCCACCCAAAAUGAUCCUGGAAGUCAAAGUAAUAUCCGCCCACGACCUCCCGCCCAUUUCCAGAAUGUUACGCACGUACGCCGUCGCCGUCACGGGUCACGACACGAUAUCGAAGACGGCGGUCGACCGGCACGGCGGCACAAACCCUACGUGGAACCACAAAUUCGAGCUCCACGUGGACGACAAGUUUCUGGGUUCGAAAUCGUCGGAGAUAAAGUUUGAGAUCUACAAUGUGGCCUGGCUGCGUGACCUCCCUGUGGGCACCGCCAGCCUGGUUGUAAGCGGCGUUUACCCUCCCCUUUCGGUAAAGAAUCCGGCCAUGCGGCCCCUCACCCUCCGCCUUUGUCGUCCAACAGGGCAUUUGCAGGGUAUUCUGAACGUCGGUGUACGUUUGAAAGACAAUAACGUCCCACGACCAGAGCCUACCGCCGGUGGUGAGAAUCACAAUGAGCCUGUGCUAGAUGGAUAUGGGAACCAAAAGAACAAGAAUGAGGUGUUCUCAGUAUCGCCGAAUACCAAUGUGACAAACCACCAGCCACCGUCAGCUUCAUCGUUCGCGGCUGGGGACUUCUUCGGAGGUGACGGUGACGAUUACCCUGUUGCCAGGAGCUCCAUAUUUGAGGCUUGUAUUAUUCGGGCUGAAGCGCCCGGAGAAACAAAGGAUGAAUUUUUUCCAGUGACGGAAGACGACGGUAAUGGUAGCUGUAGGCUUAUUGGAAGUAGUGGGAGGAAUAAUAAUAAUAAGAAUCUUUAUAGAAGAACUCACUCGUCGGCCGACCAGGUUCCGGCCGGUCAACUUUGACUAUUUUUUCUAGCUAGGUCCCUCCGGUGCAAAUGGUUUUGUGCAAUGAAAGAUGACGUUUAUACUUGGACUUAAAUUUUCUAGUCUGAUCCCAUCUAAUUUGAUCUGUUCUGAACUCGU